AUGGUGGUCGAGCUGGCACUGCUGUCCACCGCUUCGUCAGGUCCAACUGCGACGGGCAAGAAGCCCAGCGUUGCAGCGGCCAAGGCGGUUGCCAAGGCUGGCGCGCCCGCGCGGCCGCGGACAAGAAGCCCUUCGCGUCCUCGGGAGCGGAUCAGAAGCCCUUCGCGUCCUCGCGAGCGGACAAGAAGCCCUUCGCGUCCUCCGGAGCAUGCAGUGGCUAAGGCCGACGUCGUCCGGAAGGUUUCGCAGCCCAACGCAGAGGCUGGCAAGGAAGCGAGGCGUGGCGGAGACGAUGCAGACGUGAAGGUGGAAAACGUCAAGGAGGAGAAGGUCAAGGAAGAGACCGUGAAGGUGGAGGACGAUUCGAAUCGCAGAAAAGAGCUGGACGCGUUGGAGAGCAGCCUGGACAUGGUGCAUCAGGACAGUGAUGCACAGAUGAAACGCAUGAUGGAGCUGCAGCGGAGCAUGGACGAGCUGCGGAAGAGCAUGGAGGACCGACCGCCGAAACCGUGA
This is a messenger RNA of Prorocentrum cordatum, 513 nucleotides long. NCBI's taxonomy places the organism in Eukaryota, Dinophyceae, Prorocentrales, Prorocentraceae. The record is from the annotation of a GenBank genome assembly.